Musa acuminata subsp. malaccensis (wild Malaysian banana) is the source of this 2415-nucleotide messenger RNA. RefSeq lists its product as uncharacterized. Gene Ontology annotation, molecular function: nucleic acid binding; RNA-DNA hybrid ribonuclease activity. The record is from RefSeq and is a predicted model, not a curated record. NCBI's taxonomy places the organism in Eukaryota, Viridiplantae, Streptophyta, Magnoliopsida, Zingiberales, Musaceae.
AUGACGGGUGUAGACCCGGAGGUCGCGGAGCAUCAUCUCAAUAUCCCACCCGACGCUCGCCCAGUGAAGCAAAAGCCCCGGCGCCAGGCCCCUGACCGACAACGCACCAUACAAGAAGAGGUGGACCGGCUCCUAGCAGUAGGCUUCAUAGAAGAGGCCAAAUAUCCCCGAUGGUUGUCCAAUGUAGUACUCGUGAAAAAACACAACGGAAGCUGGAGGAUGUGCGUUGACUACACCAGCCUUAACAGUGCGUGCCCUAAAGACUGCUACCCCCUUCCGAAAAUCGACCAGUUGGUCGACGCAACAGUUGGGCACGCACGCCUAUCCUUCAUGGAUGCCUAUUCAGGGUACAACCAGAUCAGGAUGGCGCCCGAGGACAGAGAGCAUACGGCUUUCCUCACCGAUCAAGGGGUGUACUUCUACAAGGUCAUGCCGUUCGGGUUAAAAAAUGCUGGGGCCACAUACCAGAGAACGGUGAACAAGAUGUUCGCCCAUCAGAUCGGGAGGAACAUGGAGGUCUACGUGGAUGAUAUGAUCAUGAAAAGUCAAGAAGCCGAAACGCACCUUGCCGACCUGGCCGAGGCAUUCGUCACACUGCGCAAGUUCGGCAUGCGACUCAACCCCACAAAGUGUGCUUUCGGCGUCACCUCCGGGAAAUUCCUCGGGUUCAUCGUACACGAGAGAGGAAUAGACGCCAACCCAGAGAAGGUUCAAGCAAUAAUCAACAUGCAGUCCCCCCGAACGAUUAAAGACCUGCAGCAACUUAACGGAAGGCUUGUCGCCCUGUCUCGCUUCCUCGCCCGGUCAGGCGAUCGCUGCCUCCCGUUCUUCAAGGCGCUCAAAAACCCAAAGAACUUCCAAUGGACAUCGGAAUGCGAAGAGGCCUUCAAACAAAUGAAGCGGCACCUGGCCAGCCUCCCCCGCCUCGCCUCUGUCUCCCCUGGAGAGAAGCUGGGCCUCUAUUUAGCGGCUUCCCUGCGAGCAGUCAGCUCUGUCCUGAUUAAGGAAAGCUCCGGCCAACAACUCCCGAUUUACUAUAUCAGCCAUGUCCUGAAUGGACCUGAGGAGCGUUACCCGCCAAUAGAAAAACUCGCGCUCGCCUUGGUGCUCUCGGCUCGGAAGUUGCGUCCCUACUUCCAGGCACACCCGGUGGAGGUCAUCACCAGCCAACCUCUUCGGCAGGUCUUAACAAAAUUUGUUGUUGCAGGUCGACUCCUCAAAUGGGCGGUGGAGCUCGGCGAACAUGAUAUAAGAUACGUGCCCAGGACCGCCAUUAAAGCCCAGGCAGUGGCCGACUUCAUCGCGGAGUUAACUCAGAUGGAGGACGGAGACCCCAAGCAAACCCCCGAAGCUUGGACCCUACACGUGGACGGCUCGGCCAACUCAAGGGGUGCCGGUGCGGGACUGGUCCUCCUUGCCCCUAACGGACGUUCGUUCGAGCGUUCCCUCCGCUUCGGGUUUAAAGCCACCAAUAACGAGGCGGAAUACGAGGCGCUCCUAGCCGGACUAGGGCUGGCCCUCGAGAUGCAGGUAGCCGCGAUACACGUCCUCACCGACUCGCAGCUCGUGGCCGAGCAGCUCAGCGGCGGAUACGAAGCCCGGGACCCAACCAUGGCGAGAUACCUGGCAUGGGUAAGGGACCUAACUGCCAAGUUUCAAUACUUUACAUUAUCCAACAUUCCGAGGGAGGAAAACGAACGAGCCGACGCGCUAGCUAAGCUGGCGUUGAAGCCGACCUCCGAGGCACGGCCGGAGGUUGAGGAGCUCCCUGCUCGCGCCAUUGAAGUGGCGACUAUGGCCUCAGGCGGCACGCCGACCACGUGGGUGCAGGAGCUGCUGUGCUUCAAGCGGGAUGGAACCCUUCCCCUCGACGAAGCAGUGGCUCGGCGCCUACGUCGCAUGCACGCAUGGUACACCGAGGAGAGUGGCCGACUUUACAAAUGGUCCUUCACCUACCCCCUCCUGCGAUGCUUGGAGCCUGACGAAGCCCAGACGGUCCUAGCCGAGACCCACGAGGGGGUCUGUGGCGAGCACGUCGGCGGGCGAACCUUGGCGCACAAGAUACUCCGCCAGGGCUACUAUUGGCCGAACAUGUGCCGGGACGCGAAAGCUUACGUGCGGCGGUGCAGGUCGUGCCAGCAACACGCCCGCGCACCCCGACAGCCAGCGGUCCCGCUCAGCCCCAUCGACUGCGCGUGGCCAUUCGCGCAGUGGGGUUUGGACCUCCUCGGGCCCUUCCCACCAGCUUCUGGACAACGGAGGUACAUAAUCGUAGGAGUGGACUACUUCACAAAGUGGGUCGAGGCCGAGCCGCUGGCGACGAUCACAGAACAUCAAGUGGAGAAGUUCGUGUGGAAAAACCUGGUAACUCGGUUUGGGCUGCCCAAGGCCAUUGUCACGGACAACGGACCUUAG